Molecule: messenger RNA, 432 nt
Organism: Colletotrichum aenigma
Lineage: Eukaryota; Fungi; Ascomycota; Sordariomycetes; Glomerellales; Glomerellaceae
Exons: 2
Coding region: 1-432 (143 amino acids)
Source: RefSeq, a predicted model, not a curated record
AUGUCUUCUCGGGCGCAAAAUUACCCGCCGACAAACUACAAGGUUCCGUCGUUUCCGAGCAUCAACUGGCAGCUGCGGGACCUCACGGACGACCACCGCUGGAGCCUCUUCUACAUCCGCGACAUCUGGCGCUUCACGGUGAUAUGGACCUUCAUCAUCUACGCCGCGGUGCACAUGGGCGCUGCCGCCAUUACGAUCGCGAUGCACACAAACAAGCGCGGGUCGCUGACCUAUCUAUGGGCGGUGCCGUUGUUCUACGCCUUCGUGGCGGGCGUGCAGGCGUUGUGUGCUGGGAGCGUCGUCGGGUUGAUUCUCGGUGCAGUCUACAACGCCGGCUACUUCUCGAUGUCCACAUGGGUCCCCCUUCUCUGGGGCGUUAUCAACGUCCUCGUCCUCAUCAUCUCGUCCUUUUCCAUUCAGGGCGGUCUUUGA